UCCACCCCUUUUUACUUGCCUGAACACUCGACUGCCAUUCCCUGAAGCAAAAGCCCCACUAAUAUUUAAUGUCUCCAACGCUUGCAUAUGUGUCUUUGAGGAAUUAAAGUUUGAUCUCGAGUCAUACACAUACCUUUGAUUCCGCCUGGAGUUUCUCCAUUUCUUUGGGGCUUUACAUUCUUUCCACAAUGGCUACGGGCGAUAACGACAACCAUCAAUCUCCAGAGUGGGUCCUCAAAAUCAAGUGGUACCUCGACCAAGGGCUCGCUCCUGAUGCGAAGAGUACAUGGACCAUCGGUAAAGUCCCUGAGAAGUGGAGUUGUGUUCGCGAUUCCGCAUUCCAUGGAGAAAUGGUAGAUAUCGGUCCCCUCUACAUAUAUAAUCGACAGGGAUUCUAUAGCUAUAGCUCAUUCGGUAGUGAUCUCAAGAUGCGGUUUCUAUUCCGCCUUCUGGGAGGCAAGUUGGAGCGGAGGGGAAGGGACGGAGAUGUGUCGAGGACAACCGAGGGGCAGAGAGCGUCCGAUGGCUGCGAACGUGAUGAACACGAUAAUGGCGGUUGGAUGGUGAAAGCCAUGCUUUUGGAUGACCUUGCGGAAGCCAUGCAGAUAUUGGAGCAAAAAACGAGGGCCUGCUAUUCCGAGAGUUUUGGUGACCCAAGCAGCGAGGAAUUCGUGGAGAUGAUGGUGGUUGAUGGUUGCUUCGUGGUUGAACUAUUGCGCCUUUACCACCAGCGUUUCAACCCCCAGUCACCUGAGGUGGCAACUGAGUACGAUCCGAUUUUCACCAACCCCCAGACUCUAACAGCCCUUCGACGCGACCUCCUACUGCUUGUGAACCAACUACCUUUCUUCAUUCUUGAGAAACUGUACGAGCUAAUCAAUAAGAAGAACGAAAUUGAUCAUCAACACGCUGUGCCGCUGGAAGUACUCGCAGUCACCUUCUUCGACCCGCUGUUGCCCCAGCACAAUGCUGCAUCUAAGUUGGACACCAACAAACCCAAGGCUCAUCUGCUCGAUGUUUUCCGCUCUACCUUCGUCAAAUCGGUGAGUGAGAAAGUCCUCAAGAAGGGAAAGAGUGAAGUCAAGUCGCGGUUGAAUCCCAAUGGCAGUAUGAGGGCCUUGUCCGACACUUCGCAUCGGAGCUCCAAGAGGCGGGCAUGCAAUUCAAGAAGCGGAAGGGUCACGACUUACUGGACAUCGAGUUUGAUCACAACACCCUACGGUUUGGUCAAUAGCCCCAGGGACAUUCAGAUCUUCCGCAAGCACGGGAUCAUCAAUCACCUGGGAAGCGAAAACGAGGUGGCGGAACUUUUUAUGAAGUGUAGAGAGCUCAUUUACGAUCUCGAUCUGGGCUACUUGUACAACGAAAUCAAGGAGGUGAAUGAGUAUUGCGAGCAGUACUACGAAAGCAAGUACAGCGUCUGGUGGAGAAGCCUCAUCCGCGAACGUUUCAGUAGUCCGUGGACAUGCCUCUCUCUCUUUGCUGCCAUUAUCCUCUUGCAGCUUACCCUCCUCCAGACGUUUUACACGGUGUACGCUUACUAUCGGCCGCAUUAA
Molecule: messenger RNA, 1556 nt
Organism: Eucalyptus grandis
Lineage: Eukaryota; Viridiplantae; Streptophyta; Magnoliopsida; Myrtales; Myrtaceae
Product: UPF0481 protein At3g47200-like
Exons: 3
Coding region: 189-1556 (455 amino acids)
Source: RefSeq, a predicted model, not a curated record